Messenger RNA from Dreissena polymorpha, 2949 nucleotides. RefSeq lists its product as uncharacterized. The transcript has 5 exons. Bases 1 to 1533 code for a protein of 510 amino acids. Lineage: Eukaryota; Metazoa; Mollusca; Bivalvia; Myida; Dreissenidae. The record is from RefSeq and is a predicted model, not a curated record.
AUGUCGUUCCAACAUUCAGUUGUUUACAAAACACCAGCAUGUGGGAGGGGAGAUAUUAAGAAAUGGCCACUUUCCAAGGAGGUGGAGGAUUUUCUCAGAAAGUGUGAAGUGCAUGAGGAUAAAACACUGGCACAGUUUUGCCAUGGCCACAGUCAGCUGUGCUGCUCGGAUUGUAUUAUAACCAUUCACAGCCAGUGCAGUAAUGUUACUCCGGUUUCUGAGCUGACCAACACACAAACCACAGACCUGAAGGGUCUGUCAGCAGAGCUGAAAACUGUGCUAGGAGAAAUCAAGAGCCUGCAGAACAGCCAGGAGGCCAGUUUUCGAUCAUUGCAGGCAGCAUACAAGGAACAUGCCAAAUUCAUGAUCGAACGAAUGCGUUUUAAUAUAAAUACUACUAUGGAUGAAUGUGGUAAAAGUUCUGUGAGUACGCUUGGUGAAAAUGAGCAAUUUAUCAAGGAAGAAAUUUGUGCGGGUGCACUUUCUAUAUUGAAUGAAUUUGAUGAAAGUACUGUGAAGGAACUGACGGAAAUGAAAGAUGAUGUUAAAAGUAUAACAUGUUCCAUAGCAAGUUCUAUUUAUAAACGCACUGGUCUUCAGAAUGAAUUAACACAAUUGUAUGAAAACAUUCCAAAACUCAAUGAAAAUAAGGAACUCUGCCUAAUAGCCAGCAUAAAAUGUAAGGAAAAAAUAAAGCAGGCAUUUGCAAUGCUGGGAAAGUCAGGCAAGGUGUUUGCUGUCCAGGGAAAGUCUGUGCACAAUGUUAGAAUGCUAAGUGAUUCGCUAAAAUGUAGUAUCAGAGGCAUAUGUGUUCUUGCUGAUGGACAUGUCCUUCUUGUAGACUACAGCAAUAAGAAUGUAAAGCUGCUUAACCUGCAAUACCAGGUGGUGAGUCACUUAGAUGUUGCUCCUUAUAAUGCAGAGGACAUAUGUCAGAUCACACCUAGUAAAGUGGCAAUAGCUGCAAAUAAGGGCAACACAACUGAGGUCCAGUUUAUAACAGUGAACCGCACCAAGAUGCUAAGAGGUAGGAAGCUUCAGUUACAACAUGAAUGUAGAGGUAUAGCCCACUACCAGGGAGACCUGCUCAUCUGCUCUGGUACUGCACUAUACAAGUACGCAUUGAGUGGCAAACUGGUCUGCAGACUCUAUGAGGAUCCAUCUCAUCGUAGUUCAGUAUACAAGUGUUCUGUGAGUCCCACAGGAGAAAAGCUGUUCAUAACUAACCGGAACCAGCACAAGCUCCUCACCCUGGCCAGGGAUGGAACAAUUCUGGCUACCUUCACACAUCCAGAGCUAGGACUUCCACAGGGUGUUCAUGUGACCUCAGAAGGCCAGGUUCUGGUCUGUGGAUGCGUUUCACACACUAUAGUACAGGUGGACAUUGAGGGGAGGAAGAAACUCGCAACUCUGGCUGUAUUGUGGAGGGACGGAGAAAAUUUCCCACAAUCAGUCUGCUACAACACUACCACAUCCUCCAUCAUUGUGGGACCAAAUGAGGAGGACAACAUUCUGGUGUUUAGUGUAAAAUAGUGUGUACAAGUAAAUGAAGACGUAGUCGAUCGAGAUUCGUAAGGGCUGCGAGGCAACCAGUCACCGCAGACAGAACCUAUACAGAACCCAACGGAGAAACAGCAGAGCAGUUACAACGAUGAACAUCACCAAAUCAUGGGGGCCGCCUCGACAACCAAUGACAAGGAAAGCAAAGAGCUAAUGAGGUCGCUACUGCACCAGGACAACACUGAUUAGGACGACAAGAGCAAUGUGAAUUUGUAAAAAACUUUAAGAAACAUAAGUUGGUAUUGUUAAGUGUAUAUCCUCAAAUUUGUCUGAGUUGUACUUCUCACCCAAAUGUCAGCGUCUGCAGUGACAUCUGAGUAAUGCUAUAUUUGGGGUUAUCGUGCAACAUCACACUAUCAACAGGUAUUUGAUUGAAACUUCACACAUGUAUUCAGUGUCAUGUGUGUGUUCACUAUCAAGUUCUAAAACAGUGACAUGCGAGAAGAAUUUUCUCCGUUCGGUACUUGAAAUGCAGGUUUAGGAUUGAGUGCAACAAGUUUUUCUUUAACUACUACAUAUAUGCGAUUGUACCUUCACACAUUUUUGGUGAUCAUCAUCAGCGUUCAGAAUCAACGGGCUUUUCAGGGUUUACACACGGGAUGGACAGAAGAUAAAAACACCGCUAAGAACUUUAUUUUUGAAAAUAUCUCAAGUUAUUGAAAUACAUUUGCGAAAAACACAUUUUACUUGCAGUUUGUGCCAACAUCUUCAGGUAUAAGAAUCAAUCCUUGAAUAAGUCUGGAAUCGGUGACAACAUUUCACGUUGCGUGAAGCAUGACCGUGCAGAACACAUGGACGUUUUGAACAAGAGCACAGGCUUAUUAAAUAAAUAUUCUGAUAUUCAAAUCAGCAGCAUAAAAAUCUGGCUUUUAUGCACUAGUUAAAGUUGUUAAGAGCAAUUGUUCUGAAAAGUUAUUUGAAAAAAAGCAUCACUUACAAGUGGGUUUACAUCCAUUAACGUUUAAUUGAGAACCCAAAAAGGCCACGUGAUCCUGCACCCUGAUCAUGCGUGGUCACAUAUCAAGGCCUUCAAUUCUGCCCUGAAAUUCAUCAUUACUAUGGCUCCUAACUUAUUAGUUUUUAAAAGACUAAUGGAAAUAAUUGCAUACACCAACUCUUAUCUCUGAUUGUCAUAUACAUUAGCACGGGUUCGCAUUUGGGGCCAGUGGGUCAAGGUCAAUUUAUCUGUUGCUAAAAAUAAAAAAUGUGCGUUAACUUAAGUUAUGAUGAAUAUAUUCUGAUACAAUUGUGUAUGCUGGUAUGUUUUAAUGCGAUUCUAGCAAGAGUUAAGAUUUUGUGCAUGUCGGUGUAAGAUCAUUGUUUGCGCUAAAAACCUUAAGAGGUGUUUUUUAUGAGUUUGCACUCAACUUAAACAUACAAAAACUAUUA